AAUAGCUAAUCGAAGGAAAGGUCGUCAGUCUCUCGCGCGACACGGAGGUUCACGCACACAGUUUCUGAGGGUGACUGGAGGGUGAUUAGUAUCCUGUGUUUUAUUCUUGACCGAUUGGGAGUAUAUCAACCGUUAUUUCCACUAUGAAGUUCCAGCUAGACACACUCUUGGAGACACUGGGAAAGCCAGGGAAAUACCAGCUGGGAAUAUUUUUCCUACUGGCAUGCAACUAUUUCCCAUUGGUUUUCAACAUAGUGAUCAUGGGCUUCUUUGGUUAUUCUCCCAAACAUUCGUGUGUUUCUGAUAUAUAUGGCCAAAGUGGUAGGAAUGGUAGCGCAGUAAACGGCUCCUUGGCGCCCAGAUUAGAUGCUUGUUCCAGUACUUAUUUUUUGAGUGGUGGAAUUAAUAAAACUGUGACCUGUGCCAAUGAUCCAAAUAGCCACUGGGAAUUUUAUACAGAGGAAAGGGAGGCUACUAUUGUUUCAGAGUGGAGUCUAGUCUGUGAAUCCAAGUACCUCUCCAAACUGGCUGCCACCAUUUACUUCUGUGGCGUCAUGGUGGGUGGUUUGCUGUUCGGUUACCUGGCCGACAAGUAUGGGCGUAAACCAGUGAUGCUGGUGACCCUCUACACCCCCAUACUGAUCGGACUGGGCACCGCUUUCUCCAACAACUACUACUUGUAUGUGGCUCUCAGAUUUUUCAUGGGAAUGUUUCUACAGGGACUUCAGACCACCAGCUAUGUCCUGGUGAUGGAGAUGUUUCUGCCCCGUUACCGUGGCGUUGCCGGGGCGAUGUUAGAGGUAUUCUGGGGGAUUGCGGUGCUACUGGUGGCUCCCAUUGCUUACUUGUUACAGAACUGGAGAUACAUGCAGCUAGCUAUUUCCUUACCUAGCAUACUGGCUAUAGCAUACAUCUGGUUGACUCCUGAGUCUCUGAGAUGGAUGAUUCUUCAGAAGAAGAUGGAGCCUGCUAAGGCCCUGGUUCAGAAGAUCACCAAGUUCAAUGGACUUCCCUACCCCACAGAACAAAUGGACGCCAUUAAUUCCCACAACAAGAUCUCCACGGAAGCAGCCAGACAGUUCUCUUUCUUUGAUCUGCUACAAACCAGAGAAAUGAGGAAGAGGAGUCUAAUUCUUUUCUACUUGUGGUUUGCGGUUGCUGUGGCUUACUAUGCUCUGCUACUGAACAUGACCAGUCUGAAGGGAAACCGUUACCUGACGUUCUUCAUCAGUGCACUGGUGGACAUGGUUGCCUUUAUUGCAGUGGUCUUCAUUGUCAGAAAGUGCCAGAGAAGAAUUCCUUUACUGGUGUUCUUUGUAAUUGGAGGAGUUGCUUGUAUCAUUGCGGGCAUAAUUCCAUUCAUCUUGGAGGACAAGAAUCUGCGAGGGAAGAUUGUCAUAGCUUGUGCCAUUAUUGGAAAAUUUGGAGCCAGUGGAGUAUUUAGUCUGACCUUCCUUUACACUUCUGAGCUAUAUCCAACAGUCAUUAGGAACAUUGGGAUGGGCAGCUGUGCAUUCUGGGCCAGACUUGGAGGAGUUGUAGCCCCUCAGAUCCUUGCAUUGGGUGACUUGAGUCACAAAUCCAUUUCUGUGAUCAUCAUUGGAGUUAUCACCCUUGUUGCAAGUAUUCUUCUGUUGCUCUUGCCUGAAACCAUGGCAACCAAGCUUCCAGACACAAUAGAGGAAGUGGAGGAUAAAAAUGGAACAGACAGCAUUCGUGAAGAUGGGGAAAAUGAGGAUUUAAUGGUACAGAAAGAAGAACAGCUUUAAUGUGAUAGUGUGAAUAUUGUUAGUCAAUUGCCCCCCCCCCCCCCCCCCACCACAAGUAAGACCAAGACAUCCCCCCCCCAAUCUUUUUUUUUGCAUCCAAAAAUCCAACAAAGUAUUAUUGAUCAAUUACACCUAAUUAGAAGAUGUGUAUCAUUUUUUGUUGUUGUAAAGAUCAAAUAUAUUCAAUUCAAAUAAUGAAAAGAUGUAACAUUAAUUGAACAAAGCUAUUUAAUACGGUAUUUAUGUUUAAACUUACACCAAAUAGUGCUGUAAACCAUGUGUUUUAUUUGAUAUAUUUACUUACAAGAUAUAUUUUACAUGAACAUGUAUUUUUCUAUAAAUCAUUUUUUUUUUUGUUUACUUGUACUUGAUGUGAUUAUUUUAUAUGGAAUCUCAUUUUUGUUUUAUUGAAUUUUUGCAAGUUUGUUGAGUAGCGCUGUUUUUAGCAAGACAUUUGUAUUGUCUUGUUUAUUGACCAUUGGUAAACCACGGUUUUUCGAUGUACUCCUGUAUGUAAUAUAAUUCAGCACAUCUCAAUUAAUAUAACGGUAUAUGUCAAAUAAUUCAAACUAACUAUGCCUCAGAGACUUCAAUGAAAAAGCCAUGGUUUACCAACUGGGAAAUAAAAAAGUAAUAAAAAAAACCCAAAAUAUUUUCAAAAAUAAGUUAUCGAUAGCUCAUGGCAUGUACAGAAAUUUACCAUCUUGAAAUGUUGUUGCAAGAAUCGGUCUAAUCGACUUUGAAUCUUGCCAACAAACUACUUAUAAUUAAGACCAAAAAAGAAAAAAGGACUGACUGUUUUACUUCCCUUGUUAACAUCAAAUAUUGAAAGCAUGGCUGUAACAUCAUCACAAUACAAUAUGCCAUCUUGGAUGCGGAACCUCAAUGAAUCACAUCAUUUCAUUGUCAGUGUUAGCUUAAUGUUAUCAUCUCCUGUGAUAAGACAGCAAGUUGUCGCCCAUUGUGAAAUCAAUGCAUAUUUUAUUACUUGCUCUCUAAUAUUCAUGUUUUUAAAGGUUCUGCAUAAAUACUGUGGUUUUAUUAUCUACUUUCGUUAAUUAAACAAAAUUUUUCUGAGAUUUUUUCUAAUUUCAGGAUAAUGCACCAAAAAAAAAAAAAUUUGAAAAUAAAAUGUUUACAAAGUUUAAAGAUAUGUGACAAAAAUUUUAAUUAAAUUUAACAGGACAUUACCUGUCAAAUUAAGUACCACAAAAAUGAAAAAGGAUACUCCCACUUUCCAAAGCCCCCAAAUAUUGAUUAUGAAACCACAGUAUGGUAGUUAAUGUAUGUUCGCCAUUGAAAAACUUCAUGCCUGAGCUAUUUUAUAGUAUGUAAUAAAAACAGUGUUACAAAUAUUUUUUUUAUCACUAACAUCAUUUAAAUAGAUUGAUGUUGUUUGUGCCAAUAAAUAAACUUUAAAAAUUGAAA
Molecule: messenger RNA, 3197 nt
Organism: Magallana angulata
Lineage: Eukaryota; Metazoa; Mollusca; Bivalvia; Ostreida; Ostreidae
Product: organic cation transporter protein-like
Exons: 10
Coding region: 144-1769 (541 amino acids)
Biological process (GO): transmembrane transport
Cellular component (GO): membrane
Molecular function (GO): transmembrane transporter activity
Source: RefSeq, a predicted model, not a curated record